AUGACCGAGUAUAAGCUGGUGGUAGUGGGAGCGGGAGGCGUGGGCAAGAGUGCACUCACCAUCCAGCUCAUCCAGAACCACUUUGUUGACGAAUAUGAUCCAACUAUUGAGGACUCGUACCGGAAGCAGGUUGUGAUUGACGGAGAAACGUGCCUGCUGGACAUCCUGGACACAGCUGGUCAGGAGGAGUACAGCGCUAUGAGGGACCAGUACAUGAGGACGGGAGAGGGCUUUCUGUGUGUCUUUGCCAUCAAUAACACAAAAUCAUUCGAGGACAUCCACCAAUACAGAGAGCAGAUCAAACGAGUAAAGGACUCUGAUGACGUCCCCAUGGUGCUCGUAGGCAACAAGUGUGAUCUCCCUGUGCGCACAGUGGAGACGAGACAAGCCCAGGAACUCGCCCGCUCCUACGGCAUCCCGUACAUCGAGACUUCGGCAAAGACACGGCAGGGAGUGGAAGACGCCUUCUAUACACUGGUUCGGGAGAUCAGACAGCACAAGCUGCGAAAGUUAAACCCGCCUGACGAAAGCGGCCAGGACUGUAUGAGCUGCCGCUGUGUGGUGUCUUGA
This is a messenger RNA of Knipowitschia caucasica, 570 nucleotides long. Lineage: Eukaryota; Metazoa; Chordata; Actinopteri; Gobiiformes; Gobiidae. The record is from the annotation of a GenBank genome assembly.